CGUGUACCAGACAACGUCGUGAUCCUUCGACAGCUUCUUGCGCGAAGUCUCCUUCAGCUUCGCAGAUCGUUUCAUGCUCCAUCGAGGGCCAUAGAUAUCUGCCAUGGCGUCGAGUCUCCCUAUUCCUGCUCCUCCGAGGACACCUACCCCUCCAACCCCUAUUCCUGAAGAACCAGAGGAGCGAUUUGGGGGCAAUGGUGGAUCACAAACGAUGCGCUCGACGGUGACCUUCGAUCCGAAUUCUCUGUCUCCUAUGAGAGAUACGUUCCCCAACCGCUUCGGAACGAUACCUUCGCCGACCUCAUCCUCUUCGACCCUCCCAACACCUACCUUGAGUUCCAAUGGAAGAAUGGGACCUCCCCCGCCUCCUACGGGGCCGAGAGCUCCUUUUACGUACCAGACGCAAGCCAUAAAGGAUAAUCCAGUAGUGGCAAACUCAAACAUUGGCAAACGCAGAGGCCAUAGGUACAAACACAGCAGUGUGAGCGCACAGCAUCAGAUAUUCCUCGAACCGCCUCCGCGAGCCCCGCUUGCACUCCCCGCAUCACUCCCUAUCCCGACGAAGAGCGAAGCAUGGGCAAGCAGAUCGAAGGAACAAACUACACGGAUUGCCUGGUGCGCGUGCCACGUCCUCGUGGCUGUGUUUCUGUUCUUCACUUGUGGCUCUCUUGCUCUUACAGCCCUUUCCCACCUCGUCUUCUUCGAUGCCCUCUCAGCGAUCAUCUGUGUGGUCGUUGACAUCCUCAGCAACUUCGAAGUCUGGAAGCGAUCUUCUAUCCGACAUCCGUUUGGCCUCGAGCGAGCAGAAGUACUUGCCGGCUUCGCCAUGUCGAUCUUCCUUGUCUUUGGUGGAUUUGACUUGUUAUCGCACAAUUUGAAACACUUCCUUGAAGGCCUUGGCUCCCAUACACCCCACCAUCCACACUCACAUCAAAGAGUUUCCCCGGGCUCUGUCGACUUCGCGGCUCUACUCACAAUUAUUGCAACUCUCAUCUCAGGCAUUGGACUAAAGAAUCACGCAAGAAUAGGAAGGACAAUGCGCUUCGCAAUGAUCUCUAACCUCCCCUCCAUUCUCUCCAACCCCUCCCAUCUCUUAACACUAUCUUGCAGUACCGUCAUGCUUCUUCUCCCCCUUCUAACCACUACUGUCUACCUCUGGGCAGACAGAAUUCUUUGUACCCUCAUCGCAAUCAGCAUGUUCGUUCUUGGUGUCAAGCUUGGCACAACGCAAAGCCUCAUGCUCCUUGCGUCCUACUCCGGAAAGGGCGUCAAGGACGUCAUGAGAGAAAUACACACAGACCCUUGUGUCACGCACGUGGAGGAAGCUCGAUUCUGGCAAGUUCAUUACGGACUCUGCAUGGCGAACCUGAAGCUCCGAGUCAGAGGCGACGACGGACAACUCCAGCGACUGAGGGAGAGGAUAAACUACCUAGUAAAGAACAGACUAGGUGGCGGAUAUGGCAAAGGCUCUGCGGGUGUGAAGUGGGAAACUACGGUGCAGAUGACGGUGGACAAAUCAUGAUUGCGCACCUAGGAGAGGAGAUGUUCUUUGUACAUGUUUGAUUUUUUUUCGAACUGGGAUCAGUUCUUGUAUAUGGCAAUCGCAUUAUGGAGGAAACGACACACAGCUUACGAAAAUGAAGCGUACAUAUGAAAUCAAGAAUAAACAUCAAAC
Mollisia scopiformis is the source of this 1675-nucleotide messenger RNA. RefSeq lists its product as uncharacterized. Gene Ontology annotation, cellular component: Golgi apparatus; membrane. The record is from RefSeq and is a predicted model, not a curated record. Gene Ontology annotation, biological process: transmembrane transport; zinc ion transport; intracellular zinc ion homeostasis. Gene Ontology annotation, molecular function: zinc ion transmembrane transporter activity. Bases 104 to 1522 code for a protein of 472 amino acids. NCBI's taxonomy places the organism in Eukaryota, Fungi, Ascomycota, Leotiomycetes, Helotiales, Mollisiaceae. The transcript is spliced from 2 exons.